Messenger RNA from Porites lobata, 3151 nucleotides. The record is from the annotation of a GenBank genome assembly. Lineage: Eukaryota; Metazoa; Cnidaria; Anthozoa; Scleractinia; Poritidae.
GAAUACAACUGAGUGCUUUAAAGUUAUAUAGCGCUUUGCCCUUCUCAGCACAAAUGUCACGUUUACGCUUAAACUGCUAAAAAAUGGAGAAGAGUUUCAUUAUUUUAUUUUACUGGAUCGCACUUGGUUUUCAAUACAAUGUUUCACAAGGUAAGAAUGCUAAAAGUAUCGCUUACAGCGAGCAUAUCAGGUAGCCGUAUUGGUGAAAGAUUGUAAUUUAAAACGAAUAUUAAGUGGCGCUAACUUCUUUGCUUGAUACUAAAUACAGCUGUAAAUAGAAAAACAACCGAUCAUUAAGCAAUAAUACAUUACAGUAACGAUGUUCGAUUUUUAGCUGGAUUUCCUUUGUAUUUAAAAUACCGGUAGCUCACACACAGCAUUGUUAAUGUUACGUUCUUCUGUAACAUUCCGUUAUUUUGAACAAAUUAAACUUCCAUCGAACACAGUCUGAUCUGAAAUGAAAACUCUUAGCACCAGUGUAUUUAGACAGUUAGAUUUAAAGUUGUUGAUCACAGAAAAAUGUAGCUGAGACGUAAUCUGUCUCGUUUCUAGGUCAAUGAGGUAUUUAAGUAGAUAAAAUGUAUUCCGUCAGUUCAUUGUCAUGAGUGCAUAAGUGAGUGAAAACAAAAUGCCCACACAUGAAAACCUCUCUUGUCAAGGAAAAACAGUGCUAAUGAACAAAAGUAUCAGUUUCGUUUUGUGAUCCCUCGACCAAAAUGCUGACAGCAUGCGUAGGUUGGCUGUAGGCAUUUUAAAAUUUUGACCAUUAGUUAAUUGACUUUAAAAUUGACUAGAAGUGCAUAAUUAAAGUAAAAUUCGAUCUUGUACACGUUAUGAAAUCGAAAAGUUGCCUAAAUUCAACGGUCACGCGAUUGUUCACAUCUACAAUAAUAUUGAUACUAUCAGCUCAGCUGUCAGCUGACUAUGAAUAAUGGGAAGGGGAAAACUGAAAAACAGCGGUACAUUGAAUUAGAUGUCAGGGUUUUGUCGUGGUUUUCAAUUUCGCGAUCCGGAAUCAAAACCCCGGCACGUCUCAUACUUUCACAUCGUUGAUCUAGAAUUUUCGGAACAUUUGUUGUUAAAUUUCUUGCUUGCCUGCCUCUCCUAGGAUUUUCGAACCCACCCACAAUAGUAUAAUUGCCCGUUUUUAACGGAUUUUUACCCUAAAAAGGUCUUCUAGAAUUUUCGGGAGCCUUUUUUCUGGCUGAAAUUUUCGAAAAGGUAAGUUUUGAUGCCUAUAAUUUCGGAUCACUAGACUUUCAGCUAGAAAAUCCGAACAGAUGAAAAAUUUUUAGAGGAUAACUAAAUAUGCCUAUAUCUAUCGUUUAAAUACUAAAAUACGUUCAACAAAGCUGUGUUUUUAAAAGUGGUUUUGAACUAUUUUCUCGUUGGGUGCCCCCGUUUGACUGUUUUUUUCCACUCAUUAGAAGCCUGCUUGGCUAAGUUGAAGCUACCCUAAAAGCUAUUCGUCUGUUAGGAUGUCUCUCAAAUGUUUUUUUUUUCUCACUGCUAUAGGAGAGCUUUACUCGUCUCGAGACUUUUAGGUGGCUUUUUCAUCUCAUCCUUUACUGUUGGUUGAGUGCCCUGACAUCGUGCUGAUCGUGAACAGCAGUAGCAAUCUAACCGCUGAACACAUCAAGCAGCAUGGUCCCAGCUGUUUAUAAGUCUAGUUACUUUAAUAAACCAGAUUAGUGUCGCAUAAGUUCGCAGUUUUCAGAAUAUUAUAAAAUACAUUACCGUUUAAUGAGGGAGGGGGGGACAAUGUUAUUUUGGACCAGGGACAGUGAUUUUAGACACAAAUGGCUUAUUUUUAAACAAACGUCGGAGUAAGCCAUUUACUACUUAGCCAGCCCGGCUGUGUAGCCACUGUUCAACAUUGUCAGUCAAGGAGACAGAAUAUUAGAAAACCAUUUAUCCUUUGAAGCUUCGUAAAAGAAAUAACUUUUAGGAUUAGAAUUGAUCAAUUAUGUCCCCUUCCCAACUAGUUACUUUUAUAAUAUAAUGAUGGCUUUUUCUAGAAAGGCGAUAUAGUGACUACAUCGAAAAAGGGCAUGCACACUCUCCCAGUGACUCCGUUUUAUGCACCAGUUAAUGUAAACCCCGCCCCCCCCCCCCCACCGGCCAGGACAUAGCGGGACAUUUGCGGGGAAUUUUCCGUUAUUUGACGAGGGAAAGGACCGCAGGUAUCGGGGACUUCGACGACUUUUGCACACUUUCCAAGUACAGCGGGGAAGUAGACCGGGGUAUUCCACCUGGGUCAACAAUAGUUGAAAGUUGUUUUUAAACUCAUUCUAUGAAACAGUGUGUUUGUUCACAUUUUGAUCUACAUUUUUAACUACACUUACUCACAUUUAACCCUCUUCUACUAGCAUGUAGAAGUUCUUAUUCCUUGAAAUUUUUUACGUAAAACACCACAAAUAUUUAUACCACUUGAAAAGAAUUGUAUGUGGUGACGUGUGUUACUUGGCAAACACAGUUUAAACUAUUUUCAUUAGCCUGUGUCGUCUACCUUUUUCAACAAGAGCGGGGAAUAUGAGCGGGGUAAUUAGCUUCAAUUAGAAGAAAAAGCUAACCUCGGGGUGCAGGGAAUUUUACAACUUUUCAGCAGUGAGCACUUGUCGAAUGACCCCGCCAUGUCCCGGCCUGGGGAGGGGGGUGCGGGGGUUUACAUUGACAGUUGACAUUGACAGGUGCGUUAUCAUGCAGAUUUACUUGUGUUUAACGACAAUAAAAAUCUUUAGGAUUGACAUCAAGUUAUGCUCAUCUUUUUUGCCAUUCAGGAUUCAUGACUACAGAAUGUCUAGCGUGCUCCAACGGUAAACUAACCUUAUCGGGUGAUGAAGCUUUGAGAAAUGUCGGGGUGACUUCAUCAUCAACUGAGUACUAUUGGAAAGUGAGAUACUCUCAAAAAGACAAAUGGACAGAUGUAAUUUACUGCACAAGUCUCCCGCUCUGUAAGAUGAUAAAACCAGUAUUACCAGAUGGAACAAAAGUGCGAGUUAGUGCUAAUGGCACUUUAAUAACUUUGGUGCAUAGAGCUGGGGGUAACGCUGGUGACCGCGCCCAGUUCUUAUUUGAAGUUUGGCUAGAGAAUGGCGCCAGACGUCACAUCUUUACAGUCAACUUUACAGCCAUCUGUGAGUAUUGCUAG